UCGUCGCAGACAGGAUGUCACGUUCUACGUCGCUCCUCCUGUCACAGUCUCCUCAGACACAUUGUGUGACACAGAUGGAGCGCCAUCGGCUCACCUUAUAAAACAAAGAAAUUAUUUCUCUUCGCCUUGUCAGUCGCUUGGGCGGUGUGUGGUUGUCGUCUGCCUGACUGGAGGACACAAGGAAGAGAAGUACUUUGAGUGAUACAGGCAGGCCUGGAAAAUGAAGAUCCUUGUGUCUACACUGAUGUUUUCGAUGGUCAUACAGACAACAUGGAGCCACACAACACCGCCACCAUCACCAGGCGGUAGCGCUGGUUUCGCGGACGCGAUGGCGACUGGACAUGCAUCAGGGGGAGGGACAGGAGCAGUACCAGACCCAGCAGCAGCAACAGCAGCAGAUAUUUGCUUCAUUGACCCGAGAAUAUGCGAAACUCUCAGAUUGAGGGCACCUGCUUCAAAGGCCAUUACUGGAACUGCACACGGCCCAGGAACCACCACGGCCAUACCACCCAUGAUCACGCACACCUUCAACUUUGGAUACCAGCCCCCACAGACCCCACCGCCACCGCACGGCCCCUCCUUGCCUUUCCUUGACUUUUCAGCCCCGAUUCCGGCUCCGGCCCCUACCCCAGCCCCCGUUCCCGCGCCGUCCGGCUCGUACCUGCAGCAGCUGAUUUCGUCCAUGCCGCGCUUCAGCGUCGCCGACGUGCCGUCGGUUUUGGAUCGCGUGCGGCAGAGGAAGCAGGAGUUGUCCUUACUGGGCAAGCCCAUGACAGAGCAGGACGUCGGGCAGGUGCUGCUGGACUUCCAGACGCAGCGGUUCGCCACCAGCGCCGUCAGCAGCGGCGGCGGCGGUACCUACGGGGGACAAACGUUCGGCCAGUACCCCAGCCCCAGCCCCAACUACGGCCAAGCCCAACCCACUUCCGGGUACGGCCUAGCUCAGCCCGCUCCGGGAUACGAUCCGUCUGGCUACGGCACCAACUCAGUUAUGAACAGUCCCUUCAGUCCCGGCAGCAGUUUCUCUUCGGGCAGCACCUACAGUUCUGGCAGUGCCUCCAGCGGUGGAGGUGGAAGUGGAAGUGGUUAUUCCCUUCUUGGGGCCCCUGGAGGUCAGACCUCUGCGUACGGGAGCAGCUAUCCGUCAUCUAGCAAUCCUGUGGCAGGUGCUCCGAGUUUCGGUUCGGGUGCGACCAGUGGGUCUCAACAGGGGGGCACGUCGUACACCCCACCCGACUGGCAGAUGCACGCCUUAAAGGAGGCCGUGCUUAGCCGCCCGAACCCCAACUACCGGCCAGAGAUGGGGGGAAUGUUGAACACAGGGGGUAGCGGCUCCAUGGCUCCUGCCCCUACUCCGUCCAAGUACACGCCGCAGCAGCAGCAGCAGCAGAACAACAUGCUAUAUCAGCAACAACAGUCGGCCAACCAACCCAGCUUCCAGAUGGCGAGUAGGGGAGGGACAGGAUUUACGCCGCAGUUCCAGCAGUUCAGAGCCCCGACACGGACACAAACGCCAACGCAAGCGCAACUCAACCUACUGCAAGGGUCGCGACAGCCCAGCGCCGGCACGAUGUCCAACCCGCUGGCAGGCUUGCUGCAGCAGCUGGGGCUCGGCGGCGCAGCAGGAGGCAUGCAGAACCAGCAACAGCCUGCCGCAGCCAACGACCCCAUCAGCGCCAUGCUCAACCAGAUCAUGUCGCCCAACCCCACAUUGUCUGCCUCCAGUCCCUUAGCACUGCUGGGAGGAGGUGGCGCUGGAACAGGGUCUGGCACCGGUGGUCCUGACCUCGGAAUCUUCAAUUUACUAGGCGGAUCCGGUGGAGCUUCGAAUUCUCUGCUCGGGGGAUCUCCAAGCAUGCAGAUGCCAGGUUCUUUUGGUGCCAACGGUGGUUUCGGUGGAGGUGGCCUUGGCGAUAUGAGUACUUUUACCUCCGGUUCCCUACUGAACACUUUACGAAACGGCCAGAGAGGCGGGAUGGGAGGUUCGCCAUUCGGAGGGAAUGGGCCGUUGGCAUCAUUAGGAAUGGGCAUGCCUCAGCCGCAACAAAAUCCUAUGAUGCAAAUGAUGCUACCAAUGAUGAUGAUGCGGGGAGGAGGAGGAGAAAGUGCCAUGAUGGCCUGGGCCAUGUCGCAGAUGUUUGGUGGCGGUGGUGGAGGCAUGGGAGGCAUGGGAGGCAUGGGCGGCAUGGGAGGCAUGGGUGGCAUGGGAGGCAAUCUCAUGUCCAACCCACUUGUAUUAAUGGCAAUCAUGCAAGAUGGUUUGGGAGUAUAACAAGCUGCAAGUUCCUUUUCUGUUGUCUUUCGAAUGCCGUACGGGAACUGCAGAAUGGUUUACUAUAUUAUCGCCUGCAACUGUCACUUGUGUACGUGUAUUGCUGCAUUCUCAUCAGCCUUUACGAAAACAAUAAAAUUAUAAAAGAAA
Messenger RNA from Pomacea canaliculata, 2422 nucleotides. RefSeq names its product PE-PGRS family protein PE_PGRS30-like. NCBI's taxonomy places the organism in Eukaryota, Metazoa, Mollusca, Gastropoda, Architaenioglossa, Ampullariidae. The transcript has 11 exons. The coding region runs from base 221 to 2272 and encodes 683 amino acids. The record is from RefSeq and is a predicted model, not a curated record.